AGUAGUAGGACUUUUAUUUUGAAAUGCCUAUAGUGCGAUGUUAGUGGUCCGUAAACACACCGCAGCCAGCUUCAGUAUUCUGCGUCAGACUCCGCAGUGGAAAGAUGGGGUCUGUGCUCGGGCUUUGUUCUAUGGCGAGUUGGAUCCCCUGCCUUUGUGGCAGUGCUCCUUGCCUUCUGUGCAGAUGUUGCCCCAGUGGAAACAACUCCACGGUCACGCGGCUCAUCUAUUCCUUCUUCCUGCUUCUGGGAGUGGGCAUCGCCUGCAUCAUGCUGAUGCCCGGCAUGGAGGGGCAGCUCAAGAAGAUUCCAGGCUUUUGCGAAGGAGGAAUGGGAACCUCAAUCCCAGGCGUAAAGGGUCACGUGAACUGCGACGUGCUGGUGGGCUACAAGGCCGUGUACCGUGUGUGCUUCGGCAUGGCCAUGUUCUUCCUCUUGUUCUCUCUCCUCAUGAUCAAGGUUAAGAGCAGCCAAGAUCCACGAGCUUCUGUGCAUAACGGGUUUUGGUUCUUCAAGUUUGCCGCUGCUACUGCUAUUACUGUUGGAGCAUUCUUCAUUCCUGAGGGCCCUUUUACAACCGUGUGGUUCUACGUUGGCAUGGCUGGCGCUUUCUGUUUCAUUCUUAUUCAGCUGGUGCUCCUGAUUGACUUUGCUCACUCCUGGAAUGAGUCCUGGGUGGAGAAGAUGGAGGAGGGAAACUCCCGCUGCUGGUAUGCAGCUCUUCUUACUGCCACAACCUUGAACUACAUCCUGUCCUUGGUCUCUCUGGUGAUGUUCUACGUGUACUACACCCACACUGACGGCUGCACUGAGAACAAGGCCUUCAUCAGUGUCAACAUGUUGCUGUGUGUGGGAGCCUCCGUCAUGUCCAUCUUGCCCAAAAUUCAGGAGUCACAGCCCAGGUCUGGUCUCCUGCAGUCCUCCGUCGUCACCCUGUACACUAUGUAUCUGACCUGGUCUGCUAUGACCAAUGAGCCUGACCGCAAAUGCAACCCGAGUCUUCUGGGCAUUAUUGGCCUGAACAGCACCACCCCGGCUAGCCAAGGCCAUGUGGUUCAGUGGUGGGAUGCCCAGGGCAUUGUGGGAUUGAUCCUGUUCCUGAUGUGUGUUUUGUAUUCCAGCAUCCGCAAUUCCAGCAACGCUCAAGUCAACAAGUUGACGCUGACUAGCGACGAGUCUGCUCUGAUCGAGGAUGGUCCAGCGCCAGAGAAUUUCGAUGAGGGAGACAAUUCAAACCGGGCCAUUGACAAUGAGAAGGAUGGCGUCACAUACAGCUACUCUUUCUUCCACUUCAUGCUCUUCCUGGCCUCUCUUUACAUCAUGAUGACUUUGACCAACUGGUACAGCCCCGACUCCAACUAUGAGGCGAUGACCAGCAAGUGGCCAUCGGUGUGGGUGAAGAUCUCAUCCAGCUGGAUCUGUAUCUCGCUAUACGUCUGGACCCUGGUGGCUCCGCUCGUUCUUACCAACCGCGACUUCGACUGAUGAGGCAGAAGAAAGAAAUCUUUAAGCAAACCCUGUCCUUCAUCAUUGUGAAUAUCCGCCUGUAAACGAAGUGCAAGUUGGUUCAUAAUUGUAAAUAGCUGAAGCUGGUGCAUUCCUGUGUGGUUAACCCUCAGUUAUGGUUUAACUGUUGCAUGUAAUGUAGUGGUAUUUAUUUGUGCUGUAUGUUACAAGGAGGUCAAAACAAUUAGACAGACUUGUUUUUAAGUACAGGAUUAUUUACGGAUACAAGAUCAGGAGCGAUUCUUGGAAAACCUUGUAAAAUUAUGAUUUAAGUAGCUUGGGCUUGACAGUACUGUUGAAACAUUUGUCGUAAGUUAUUCAUGGAGCUGUAAGAACAAAACACAUCAUUUUAUUAAAAUUUCCUGUAGAAUGGGCAUAAGAGUUCAGUAUUGCAGAUUUAGCAAGUAUCAUUGCUAAGCAGUGUAACUAAGUUUAGAUUUGCUGUGUUUUUUUCAUUCCAGAUAAUUUGCAUCAAAACAUGACAUUUAAGAUAUGAUUUACGAAACAUAGCUCAUGUGAAAUACUGUUUUAUUAACAUAUUAAUUACAAGUGUUGGCAGUUUGGUGCAUGUUAAUGAAUUUCCAGGCUUUUAGUUAGGACUGUAAAAUGCCGCAGUGCUAAUCCUUUUGCAGCUUGCACAGGUUAGUCGAGUUCUGAGGUUUUAUUGUGUUUGAAAUGUUUUUGCACUGAUUCAUUGCUUUACAAACUCAUGUUAGGAUGAUAUAAAUUCAUACGUGUACUUUGCUUCUAUGCUGGAGGUAAUAGUCUAGUAGCUGCUGUCAAGUAAAAUUACAAGCGUUGAUACCUUAGUGUAUUUUUUGUCCUUUUGACAUGUGCAUUGUAAUCUAUCUUGUCCUAAUCAUUAAAGGUUUAAAGCCCC
Molecule: messenger RNA, 2385 nt
Organism: Pangasianodon hypophthalmus (striped catfish)
Lineage: Eukaryota; Metazoa; Chordata; Actinopteri; Siluriformes; Pangasiidae
Gene: serinc1
Product: serine incorporator 1
Exons: 10
Coding region: 105-1484 (459 amino acids)
Cellular component (GO): membrane
Source: RefSeq, a predicted model, not a curated record